Molecule: messenger RNA, 294 nt
Organism: Prunus armeniaca (apricot)
Lineage: Eukaryota; Viridiplantae; Streptophyta; Magnoliopsida; Rosales; Rosaceae
Source: the annotation of a GenBank genome assembly
AUGUACGAGGCAAAAAAGACAUUGUCCACUUUGGGGAUGAGUUAUGAGAAAAUCCACGCAUGUCCCAAUGACUGCAUCUUGUAUAGGAAGGAUUAUAAAGAUUCAACUAAUUGUCCUACUUGUGGUAUCUCAUGGUGGAAGGAAGGCAAAGAUUCAAUCUUGAAAGCGGGUGUGCUAGCGAAGGUGGUGUGGUAUUUUCCUCCAAUUCCAAGGUUUAAAAGGAUAUUUCAAUCACAUAAGACAGCUAAGAGUUUGACUUGUCAUGCUGCUAGAAAAUCAGUUGACGGUCAUUAG